This is a messenger RNA of Harmonia axyridis, 949 nucleotides long. RefSeq names its product cuticle protein 16.5-like. The transcript is spliced from 2 exons. The record is from RefSeq and is a predicted model, not a curated record. NCBI's taxonomy places the organism in Eukaryota, Metazoa, Arthropoda, Insecta, Coleoptera, Coccinellidae. Bases 106 to 849 code for a protein of 247 amino acids.
UCGACACGCCCAUACGAAUCAGCUGUCUGUAGAUUGACUAUAAAUGUGCGAAUAAUUUUUAGUGAGGUAUCACUUCAAGUUCAGCAACCAAAGCAACAGUCAACAAUGGCAGCUAAAUUCGUAGUUCUCUUCGCCGCUUUGGCUUACGCUAAUGCUGGAUAUUUGGGACUCCCAGCGGCAGUUUCAACUUACUCUGCUCCAGCUCUAUCUUACGCCGCCCCAGCAGUGGCUGCAGUUCAUGCUGCUCCAGUAGCUUCUUCAUACUCAUACACAAAUAAAAUCCAAUCAGCACCUGUUGCAUAUGCUGCCCCUGCUAUCUCAUACGCCGCCCCAGCUGUAGCUGCCGUUCAUGCCGCUCCAGUAGCCAUCGCUAAGACCCUUCCAGCAGCCACUUCUUACUCUUACACCAACAGAAUUUCCCAAUCUGCAUAUGCUGCCCCAGUUGCCACCUACGCUGCUGCUGCUCCAGUAAUCAAAUCUUAUGCUACCUCCUAUGCCGCUGCUCCAGCAAUCUCAUACUCUGCCCCAGUAGCCAGCUAUUCAGCUAUCCAUGCUGCCCCAGUUGCCACAUAUGCCGCCGCCGCUCCAGUAGUCAGAGCUCAAGGUGUGUCAGUCCACCCAUCUCCAGCCCUUUCUUAUGCUGCUCCAGUAGCUGCUGUACAUGCUGCCCCAGCACUCACCUCCUACGCUGCUCCAGCUAUCACAUCCUACGCUGCCCCAGCUAUCACAUCCUACGCUGCUCCAGCUAUCACCUCCUACGCUGCCCCAUCUUUCACCUCCUACGCUUCCCCAGCUAUCACUUCCUACGCUGCUCCAGCUUUGGCUUACUCCCAGAAACUCCAUCUUUAAAUUCUCGACUGAAGACAAAUAUGUGGUUCAUCCAGUUGAUGACCGUGAUACCUUAUUAUUUUCUUUAUGUAAAUAAAUUAAAAUAAAUUAAGAAACAAUA